GGUAGACAUAGUGAGGGGUACAUAUUAGGGGAGUGUGCAGCUCCUGGGUUGGACACUUGUGGGAAACAAAGAUCCUAUUAUUUCUGUUGUUCUCCAAUCAAACUCACUGUAACCAACAGGCCCUCAACAUGCCGACUGAAGCCCAGUCUGAUGCCCGCUCCUUCCUGAGUGAAGAGAUGAUUACUGAGUUUAAGGCUGCCUUUGAUAUGUUUGAUACCGAUGGUGGCGGAGACAUCAGCACCAAGGAGUUGGGUACCGUGAUGAGGAUGUUGGGUCAGAAUCCAAGCAGAGAGGAGUUGGAUGCCAUUAUUGAAGAGGUUGAUGAAGAUGGCAGCGGCACCAUUGACUUUGAGGAGUUCUUGGUGAUGAUGGUGCAACAGAUGAAAGAAGAUCAGGCAGGCAAGAGCGAGGAAGAGCUAUCUGAAUGCUUCCGUAUCUUUGACAAGAAUGGAGAUGGUUUUAUUGACCGUGAGGAGUUUGCUGACAUCCUACAUUCCACUGGAGAGCCAAUAACAGAGGAGGAAAUAGAAGAGCUCAUGGCAGACGGAGACACAAAUAAAGAUGGCAAAAUUGACUUUGAUGAAUUUUUGAAAAUGAUGGAGAACAUUCAGUAAAGAUGCCACAUUCCACCCAUUCAUCUUUGGCCUCCAUCCUAAUUCAGCAAACUUCAUGAAACAAUCUGGAAUCAAUUUAAACUCAUGAAAAAGUCACGGAAGAAAGUUUGUCUCAUGGACAAUGUAGAAGGGAUGGGAAGACACACAUCCUUCUGGAUCUUUCUCUGUUUUGACAGUGGAAUGGAUAUAAAUAACUUUCACACCCAUUCAAAUCCCCACCCCACCCCACUGGUAUGAUGCUCCAGCUUCUUCAUGACAUAUGAUCUACCACCACUUGAAAACAUCACCCUCCUUUUGCCCUAUUUGCCCACCCUGUAGUGUUUCUAAAUAAACCAGACUCAGUCUGCCUUUAUGUCUUGUUGUCAUCGUAAA
Molecule: messenger RNA, 986 nt
Organism: Tachysurus vachellii
Lineage: Eukaryota; Metazoa; Chordata; Actinopteri; Siluriformes; Bagridae
Product: troponin C, skeletal muscle
Exons: 6
Coding region: 129-614 (161 amino acids)
Cellular component (GO): myosin II complex
Molecular function (GO): calcium ion binding
Source: RefSeq, a predicted model, not a curated record